AUGGCUGAGCGCCAGCAUGAUUUUUCUGCACGUUUGGAGGAGUUUACUGGCUCCAACUGGGCGUCGUGGUUCGGCCGACUACAAUUUUUCUUCGAGGCCAACGAUGUGACUCACCCUGUCAAGCAACGAGCACACUUGCUUACACUGUGCGGUGCUCAAAUUUACGACGUGGUUUGUGCGCUGCUUCAACCGAAGACGCCCGACCAAGUGAGCUAUGCCGAGAUCGUGGCCGCACUUCAGGCACACUACGACCCUCGACCGUCCGAAGUCUACAGUCGUGCGAUGUUCCAAAAGCGAGAUCAGCUUCCAGGUGAAUCGGUAAACGACUACGUGGCCGCUCUACGCAAGUUGGCUACGAGCUGCAAAUUCGGCACGCUGCCGACUGCAACAACAGCUACGGCGACGCCAGCUGAGGGAACGGCAUCAGCAACACAGCAAGGAGCUACGGGCUGCAAUCCAACGCAUCUGCCGUUAGACGUGAUGUUGCGCGAUCGCUUCGUGUGUGGUCACCGGGACCAUAACCUUCAACAGCGACUGUUUGCAGAGAAGGAUCUGACUUUUUGCAAGGCUUAUGAUUUCGCUAUUCGAGCGGAAAGCGCCGUCCAGCAGCAACGACAGAUAAAAUCGGAUCAUGCGGAGGUCAACAAUUCGGCUACGCACGCCGGCGACAGCACUUCGACGUCCAAGACGCAUUCUCACCAAGCGCAACGCUGCUGGCGUUGCGACGGUUCGCACAGUCCCAAGACGUUGGCAGACGGAUUCAGCACCCCGAAGUUUACUCUGACGCUUACAGUGCACGGCAGACCUGUGACUUUUGAGGUCGACUCCGGUGCAGCGUGUACCAUGGUCAGCAACUGCAGGUUGUCGGAACGGCAACAGUAA
Molecule: messenger RNA, 882 nt
Organism: Dermacentor andersoni
Lineage: Eukaryota; Metazoa; Arthropoda; Arachnida; Ixodida; Ixodidae
Source: RefSeq, a predicted model, not a curated record